This is a messenger RNA of Ictalurus furcatus (blue catfish), 2180 nucleotides long. It is a transcript of the gene bag5, whose product is annotated as BCL2 associated athanogene 5. Gene Ontology annotation, cellular component: membrane; nucleus; cytosol. Gene Ontology annotation, biological process: protein stabilization; negative regulation of protein ubiquitination; regulation of inclusion body assembly. The transcript has 5 exons. Lineage: Eukaryota; Metazoa; Chordata; Actinopteri; Siluriformes; Ictaluridae. The record is from RefSeq and is a predicted model, not a curated record. Gene Ontology annotation, molecular function: adenyl-nucleotide exchange factor activity; protein-folding chaperone binding. Bases 549 to 2042 code for a protein of 497 amino acids.
CUAGCUGGCAAAAUUAUAAGAAAUCCUGCACUCAAGCGGGCAAUUUUGAACGCUUGUUUGUUUAAAAUAAAUGAUCGACCAUGACCGUUCAAAUCGUUAAGAUAGACAGACUCAUGACUAGCUGUGUAGCUAACGGUGUGACAGCAGGAUAAGCUAGCUGAUGGACACAAUUAGAGGUUGCCCCACUUGCUAGCUCCCUAGCUGGCACAUAAUCCAAAGCGGAGAUCGUUUUAAAUUCAAGGACAGGGUUGUGUUAGUGCAGUGUGUGGCAUUUUGAUUAGAAAUGUCAGAUUGUUGCGAUUAUGUAGUUAUGCUACUUUAUUGGUCGCAUUGUAUGUUACUGGAGUGACCCAAACCUGACGGCUCUCCCCGUUCAGUGAAUUGGUUUCGUCCGUAUGAUGGGCGGGGCCGUGUGGUGCAGCUCAGCCUGAAUCAGCUGCCUAGGAUUUCUGGUAUUCACCAGCUGCAGCGUUUUCUGCGUUUUACUGAAGUAGUACAACGCAAAAACAGUGGUUCAGUCUAGCUUAUGGAAACGGACCUACACAGAAAUGUGCGCGAACGUCUUCGGCAUGUUGAAAAGCCUGUUUGGGAAGCCCUUUGAUGGUGGGAAGAGGACAAUGGAUCAUGGCAGCCAACAGCAACAGCAACCACAGACCCAGUACAUGGCUGGGCCGUUCCAGGCAUACAUGGGCCCUCAGGGUCCGUACCCUGGGCCCCACCCCACCCUGGUGCGCCUGGAUGAGCUGCAAAGGGAAGUGGUGGCAUUAGGACAGCAAGUGUUUUCCUUCAGCGGCCUGCAGAGUGACAGAGAGUACAAACGACUCGAGCGGGAGCUGGCACGACUCCAGCUGGAGGUGGAUCAGGUGGAGACGGAGGGACGGAUGGAGCUGCAGCAGGCUCGGAAGAGGGCAGCAGGGGAGGUGGAGGGGUUGUUGCGCUACCUGGAGGGUAAUGCUACUCACCCAUCUCGAAUAGCUAUAGAGGAGCUGAGCCAGGAGACACAGAGGCUCCUUCUAGCAGGGGUAGUGGCUCCAUUUCGGCAAGGACAGGCUCAGGAUGCAGCUGAGACUGGUGAGGACCUUGUGGAGGCUGUGCAGGAUGUGGCAAUGCGCCUGGCCCAGAUCAAGACAGGAGGAAGUGUGCCGCUCAGGAAGGCCCGUUAUCGCGCUCUUACCCGCGUCUGUGCUGUACAGGAUGUGCUGGAGGGCCGUGUUCGCACGCACACACUUGCACUGCCUCUGUCUGAGGAGACCCAUGAGGCCGUGCAGCGCAUCAAUCAUGUGAUGGUGCAGGUGAGUGGUGCCCGCUGCCAGCUGGUUGCUCUGCUGAUGGGGUUGAGUGGCCGGGAUAGCUGUGCCCACCUAGCACGUGUCCUCACUGAGCUGUUAGUGGAGCUGGAUGCACUGGACGUGUCCAGUAACACAGCCGUCAGGAACUACAGGAAGCAGGUGGUGGAAGAGAUCAACGGUCUCCUUAAACACCUCGACCUGGAGGGGGAGGGAGAUGACACUUGCAGGUAUGACUUGACGCAGAAUGACUCCAUCCGUGAAAUUGAGGCCAUCCGAGGACGUGUGUCUGUGCUGCGGGGAGAGGUAAUGAGACAGGGUAUAGCAGGCCAGGGGUUGGAGCUUCAGAGUCUUCUAACACAUCUGGACCAAGUGGACACCGGACGGAACCCCUGCAUUCGAGAGGCACGGCGAAGGGCUGUGCUGGAGAUCCAGGCAGUCAUCACCUAUCUUGACCUCCGAGAAGCCCUCGGCCGCCGUAACCCGGGACCAGAUGAAUCCCCACCUCACACGGCUGUGUGGCGUGUCCUUGCCAGCCUCUCUGAGCUGCAUUUCCAAGUGCUCGGCUUUGAUGGAAAGAGAGCUGACAAGAGCUACAUGGUGCUUGAGGAGUUGCUGACCAAGCAGCUUCUGGCUCUGGAUGCCGUGGACCCUCAGGGGGACCAGGAAACAAAAACAGCACGUAAACAAGCAGUCAAAUAUGCCCAGAACAUCCUCAGCUACCUGGACAUGAAGACAGAUGAGUGGGAAUACUGAGAAAGAAAAUAGAAUAAAAGCAGAAUACUGGAAAGAUUCACUUGCACAAAGUGCUUUGAAAAUGUUUUGUGCCUAGUUAAUGGCAUGGUGGCGGAGGACUUGCACAAGUCUAAUUUGUAUAUAAAAGACUUUGUCCUA